AUGGAGAAGGGGCAGGACAUAGCGGCAUCCGGCGGUGAGAAAGGCUCGGAGCAGCACGCCAUUGAUGUAGUUCCCGUGGAGGUGGAGCAUGGCGACGGCAAGGGCGUCGUCCACGCCGGAGCCGGAGAUGACACCGAGAAGGAGAGACUGGUCGUUGUUGAGGAGCCACAGAAGAAGAAGAGCACGAGGGUGGCAGCUCUUGAUGCCUUCAGAGGGCUCACCAUUGUGCUGAUGGUACUGGUGGACGAUGCCGGCGGGGCUUACGAGCGGAUGGACCACUCGCCGUGGAACGGUUGUACUCUGGCAGACUUUGUCAUGCCCUUCUUCCUCUUCAUCGUCGGUGUCGCGAUCGCCUUUGCCAUGAAGAGGGUUCCAAACAUGGGUGCCGCUGUGAAGAAGGUCAGCGUCAGAACACUGAAAAUGCUCUUCUGGGGCCUGCUACUGCAAGGUGGAUACUCUCACGCUCCGGAUGACCUUGCUUAUGGAGUGGACAUGAAGGUGAUAAGAUGGUGUGGCAUCCUCCAGAGGAUAGCUUUGGUGUACUUCGUGGUUGCCCUCAUAGAGGUGUUCACCAUAAAGGUGCGGCCUGUCACCGUCCGUUCCGGUCCUUACGCCAUCUUCCAUGCCUACCAGUGGCAAUGGUACAACAAUGUUUCCCUGAUACUUGUCUUGCUGCACUAUUGGAGCUAUGUGUACCAUUUGGAUGGCGAUGUCAAUGAUGGGAAGCGGUUUACGUACAAGUACUUGUGUUUUCAGGUACAAUGUGGUGUAAGGGGUCACCUGGACCCGGCUUGCAAUGCAGUGGGUCAUGUUGAUAGGGUGGUCUGGGGGAUUAAUCAUCUCUACUCGCAGCCCGUUUGGAUCCGGACUAAGGAUUGUACAUUUAGCUCACCAGAAUCAGGUCCUCUCCGUGCCGAUGCUCCAUCAUGGUGUCUUGCGCCAUUCGACCCAGAAGGAUUGUUAAGUUCAAUAUCGUCGAUCCUAUCAGGAACAAUUGGAAUCCACUAUGGCCAUGUUCUAAUCCAUUUCAAGACCCAUAAGGAGAGACUGAAACACUGGCUUUCGAUGGGCUUUUCACUCCUCUUGCUCGGCAUUCUCCUUCACUUCACAAAAGCUAUUCCAAUCAAUAAGCAACUCUACAGUAUCAGUUACGUUUGCUUCACUGCCGGCGCGGCUGGAAUAGUUCUUUCAGCUUUCUACAUGCUGAUUGAUGUCUGGGGCCUGAGAGUACCAUUCUUGUUCCUCGAGUGGAUCGGCAUGAACGCCAUGCUUGUGUACGUCCUAGCGGCACAGGGCAUAUUUGCAGCAUUCGUGAACGGAUGGUACUAUGAGUCACAAGAUAAAACCCUUGUUAACUGGAUCCAAAAGCAUGUGUUUGUCAACGUCUGGCAUUCAGAAAGGCUGGGAACUCUGCUGUAUGUCAUAUUUGGAGAGAUCCUCUUCUGGGGUGUUGUCUCUGGCAUCUUGCACAAGCUGGGGAUUUACUGGAAACUAUGAGAGUUCUGGAUGAUAGCUGUGUACAAUGAUCUGUUACAGUAAAUUAUGUCAUUCAUUUCCAUCCAACAUUAUUUUGUAUGAUUGAUGUAAAAAAUGUGAUAAACGUCUUCUUCUAUUGUCAAAUUUGUUACUUCAAUAUAUAUUUUUGUUGAUAAAAGUACUAAAAUUUUCAAGUUCAGAACUUCGAGACUAGGGAUACUCCUAUUAUAACAAAGCACCCGAACCGUUUAAUGGCAGGAUGGUCAGCCUGUUGGAACUAGAGGUUGACCGAUGGCAUUAGGUAAAUAGUAUAAGCUACGGUA
Molecule: messenger RNA, 1799 nt
Organism: Aegilops tauschii subsp. strangulata
Lineage: Eukaryota; Viridiplantae; Streptophyta; Magnoliopsida; Poales; Poaceae
Source: RefSeq, a predicted model, not a curated record